Messenger RNA from Nipponia nippon (crested ibis), 874 nucleotides. NCBI's taxonomy places the organism in Eukaryota, Metazoa, Chordata, Aves, Pelecaniformes, Threskiornithidae. The record is from RefSeq and is a predicted model, not a curated record.
AUGCAAAUCACUUUCUUUCUCUAGGUUUUUGACGCGUGUGAUGAAGAUAACAAAGGCUAUUUAAGCAGAGAGGAAUUUAAAGCUGCUGUAGUAAUGUUUCGUUAUAAACCCACAAAGGUGGAGGUAGAUUCAGUAAUAUCUUCUGUGAGACCACGAAAUUCAGCAGAUAUGCGAACAUCUAUCUAUAUUUUGACUUUUGAAGACUUCAAGAAAGCCUUCAAUUCUGCUUCUCCUAAGUUACCUGAAAGAAUCAUAGUUGAAGCCUUCAGAGAAGUCAAUCAGGAUUCUGAUGGCUACAUCAGCUUCAAAGAGUUUGAAUCUGCAAUGAACAAUGGACAAGAUGAAGUAUCACCAGUGUACUUUGCCUAAAGAAUAUUCUCUGGUGAAAAGACAAAGUGAAAACUUCAGAUCUCAAGAUAUUUAAAAAUCAAUGAAACUUCAUUUGUUUCAGCCAGCAUUUUAAGAACUUUGACUGUAAGUGUAGCUCUGAAGAACAGCCUUUGAAGCUUUACUGUUGACAAGUUGGGUGUAUUAAUUUACAUGUGUAUGUGUGUGUAGAAUACUUAAAAUAUUUGAAAUCUCAGUUGAUUCCCAGUCACCCUAGUUAGGAACUGCAAUGCUGUACUUUUUCUUUUUGAUUUAAUAUAUGAAAAAGGACCAACUCUAAUUUCCAGUACUUGUGAAAUUUAUUUGUUCACUUUUUCAACAGCCCUUUGAUGACAGACCAAAAUAUCUCACACGUAUAGAAACUGAUUAAAUUUAUGGCAGAUAAUGCCUGUUUUUUUAAAAUCAGUAGUAUCUUUGUCUUUCCUUUAUUGCUUCGCUGUCAUAUAUUGUUCUUUUUUAUAUAUUGCACAUUAUUAUUAAUUUAACA